This is a messenger RNA of Ceratina calcarata, 4953 nucleotides long. Its product is annotated as tyrosine-protein kinase Drl. Gene Ontology annotation, cellular component: plasma membrane; signaling receptor complex. The record is from RefSeq and is a predicted model, not a curated record. Gene Ontology annotation, molecular function: ATP binding; protein tyrosine kinase activity. NCBI's taxonomy places the organism in Eukaryota, Metazoa, Arthropoda, Insecta, Hymenoptera, Apidae. Bases 26 to 1789 code for a protein of 587 amino acids. The transcript is spliced from 9 exons. Gene Ontology annotation, biological process: axonogenesis; positive regulation of neuron projection development; positive regulation of phosphatidylinositol 3-kinase/protein kinase B signal transduction.
CUACCGGAUAUUAUUAUGUGAAACAAUGCGGUGGGGUGAUGGAUCGUGUGAUCUAUUGCGGUAUAAGUUCUUCGUAUUUUUGAUUCUGGUCGGCUGCAGCGAUGGAUACUUGAACAUCUUCAUCAGCCAAUCCCAGGUCAUGAAACUAUUGGGUCUCGAUGCCGAGUUGUACUACGUUCGAGAAGGGGUGGUUAAUACCUACGCGAUGAACUUCGUCGUGCCUGUGGCCGCGAACAUCGCGGACCUUGAAUUCUCUUGGCAGAGUCUCGCUGGACAUCCGUUGCCGUACUCGAUGGAGUUGGAUUACGACGUGGUCGGUGUCCCGGGCGGUGUUUCCGGUAUGAUGGCACUGCUACCACCGAGAGUGAACGUGUCGGCUAGGGGUGAGGUACCAGUUACCUUGCAAGUCUUCAGGAUCAGACUACCGUGUUCCGGCCUCGUCAGCGCCGAAAUUCCUUUGGCUUUGAGGUUGAACGUCACAGCACCACCUGGCACCAAAUACAAUGACACCAUUCUAGUAUUCAAAAGGAACAAGAUUUGUUUCAAAGGAGUACAAGCACCGCCGAGGAACGAUUCGGUUCGUCUCGAGCCAGGACCUCUGGUAAAUGGUGCCGGAGCACUUUACGUUGCCGCGACGUGCGCGUGUGCUUUAAUAUUAGUCGUCGGAAGCGUGGCGAGUGCCAUGUACAUUCGUAACAGCAAGGCCCGCAUACAAGAAUCACAGAAAACAUUGCCCUGCUGCAGCUACUCGGCGGCAGACACCGGGGGCCUCGCCAGAAGUUCUGUCCUGGUUAGGGUCGACCCACGACCCGGAAGCGCGAAUUCCGGAAGUUACGCGACCAUUGCCGACCUGGAGCCACUCUAUGCAAGACCUUGCGGUUCCAGAGCAAGUUACUACGCUUCCAGCCAUGUGACGCAUCUCAGCCAGUCGACUGAUCCUUGUGAGAAGGCCAGGGCGCUCGCAGUACCAAGGUCCGCGUUGUACUGUCGCAACCUCGUGCAGGAGGGCACCUUUGGACGCGUCUACAAGGGCACUUUGGAAUUGGCUGGUCGUGAGCAAGAGGUUAUCAUUAAGACGGUCACAGAAGUCGCAUCGGCUUAUCAAGCAUCUUUGCUGGUGGUGGAAGGCUCGCAAUUAGCAGGGCUGGUGCACGCAAACAUUGCUUCGCUGGCUGCCGCCUGUCUCGACAGUUCUUGUCCAUUGUUGGCGUACACGAGUACGCCGUGCGAAUUGAAUUUGAAGCCGUACCUUACCGACGGUAACUAUCAUCCCGUGACCAGGGACUUGGUGCAUGUUGGUGCACAGGUAGCCAGGGCAGGGGCAUUUCUGCACGGUCGAGGACUCUUGCACAGGGAUAUCGCUGCCAGAAAUUGUCUGAUCGAGCCAAGUAGUCUCCGCGUACGAUUAGCUGAUACAGCUUUGGCGCGAGAUCUCUUCCCUCAGGAUUACCAUUGUCUGGGCGAUAACGAGAACAGACCUAUUCGCUGGAUGGCUUUGGAGACACUCCAGCAUAAUCAGUAUAGCACGGCAACGGACGUGUGGUCAUUCGGGGUGUUUCUGUGGGAGUUGGCGACGUUGGGCCAACAACCGUACGUCGAGGUGGACCCGUUCGAGAUGAUGGCCUGUCUUCGCGAUGGUUAUCGACUGGUCCAGCCGCGACCAUGCCCGGACGAACUUUUCGCCGUGAUGGCCGUGUGUUGGCUGGGCCAGCCUAGAGACCGGCCAACCAUGCCCCAACUUCUUGCCUAUUUGCAAGACUUUCACGAUGCCCUCGGUGGUUUCAUUUAAAACGCUCAUGUUCCUUGGAGGAUACGUUCGAAUCGCGUCAUGGAAUUUUCCUCGAUGCCGAAAAUGCGAAAAGAGCGGAGGCUCAACGUGAGCGGAAAUCAGAACGAAAACACUCAUGGAGGAAGAGAGGUCUCGCGUUUAGAGACGAGGACGGAUCUUUGAAAGAAAUAACUACACCGUUAACGAGAGUCAAGAAAGUGGAAUUGAUACCGUACGGAAUUGAAAAUCACUGCCCAUUUGCGAUUUAUUGAUCACCACAGCAGAUACUCAACGUAUUUACUCAACCGCUUGGACGUGGAAGGACCGUGUCGUUUUCGGGAUUCCGUUUGAAGAGCAAUCAAAACAUGAUUAGCCAAGAAGGAAAUUGCCAACGGAGGCGUGGGAAUUUUGCGAAUUAAAAUGAUUCGAAUGAAACUAGUGACGAAAGGAUCGGCGCGGAUACAUCCGUCCAAUAGCAGUUAAAAAAAUAAAAAAAGAAAACUCGAAGCGCACAACGUGACAAAUCGAUGCAGCGAAGUCUGUGAGCCAACAAACUGGCAGUUCAUCAUACGCUCUGCACAUCCGGUGCACAGGCGUGUAUUCACAAUGUUGUUCUUCGCUCACCGACUCUUUUGUACUUCCGGCUAUUUCUGAUUUUUCCAACAUCGCAACGUUUUUAUGAUUACCGAAAGGAUUGCUAUAAUUCACUAUGGUCAAUUGUUUUAACAAAAUGUUAUAUCGAGAUUCAGUGAAUCUAUUGAGGAUCAAAAUGUGAUACAUACAAUUUUUUAACAUAAAUUAGAAGAAAACAUUGUAAUAGAUUUUGUAGAGGUAUAUAAACUAAAUUACACUGUCAUACUGAGCUCAAGCCAAUAAUUUUUAUGGAACUUUUACAAUAUUCAGUUAGACAAGUUCCAAACAGAUACAUCAAAAAUAUGUCUAAUCAAAAAUUCAUUCAAUCAAAAUGUCUCAGCCUUUACUUCAGUACUCGAAUUCAAUAUUUAUGGAAAAAUGGCAGGUUGCGAAACGACUUCCAUGUAAUGAUAACUCGGGUGACGGAGAGAGCAAAAUCAAAGCUCGGUAGACACGUAAGAAUCUUAUUGUCGUAUCUGACCUUCGGUAGGCAUAUGCUGUUGCGUAAAUGGGCGGUCGAACUGUACGUACUCGUAGUUAUGUACCUAUUAAGCCACGCCGCGCAAGUCACUUCUAGUAUCCACGCCUCGCGUCAGGUUGCACGAAUUAUGCAGGAUACAGUGAAUGAGUCCCAGCGCCGUGGUUUUAGCUAAGCAUCCUGCGGUCCAGUAUUCUUCCUACUGCGUAUCCGACGACCGAAACGAACGCUCUCGAUGCUAAUUGCAGCCUUACACUUAUUUCAUUCGGCAGGCGUUUUAACGACUUCAUGACGAAUGUAUCAGAGCUUCGAUUGAAGUAUCACGUCAACAUUUCUAGUGCGUUUUGAAAGAGUUAUGACAUUUUCUGGUAAACAAUGAAAUGAUUCUUACUCCGUUUACUCUGAAAAUCGCAGUGAGCGCAUUGAAUGAGGAAAGUGGUAUUAAAAAAGAAAUGCAAAGAAUCGUGUACCGCCAUAGAAGCUGGUUACGAAUUUAUGCGUUGUUGAAUCCGAACGGUAGAGCGUAUUCGACUUUGAAAAGUGAACUGUGUACUUAUCCUUUAACGAGAUCGGAUUUUGGAUCAUUUCUUAAAUGGAUCGUUUCGUGUACAUUAAGCUCUAUCAUAACUUUGACGAUAAGCUAGUCCGAUAUAUAGAUUUGUACUAUAUUUUUAUCGUGAAACGUAUUUACGAAGAUAUUUAUUCAAGUCACUUUUCUAGUCUCGAACCAUUGAAUUAUGGAAUUUAUUUUCAAGACGUAUUAAUAAAUAUUCAUUCGAUGUUCCAUUUAAAAGGCGCGAGUAACUAUUCGGCCAUCGUGCCGAACGUUGAAUCGUAAAACAGUGAAUGGAUAACGUUUAAUUUAGGUAAGGUAAUUAUUUAAGUCGCUGUGCGUGAAGAAGAAAGUUGUCGGAUUUCUUUAAAAAAGCAACGACGAUGAUGCAGAAAAUUCAUGAAAAGGCGCGAGAUGACGUAACGCGCACACGUACGCAGACACACAGACACACGUACACGCAUACAUACAGACAAACAUGUUUAAAUGUACUCGAUGUGUAAAUGUCGCAUGUUCCUGACUACGACCAUUAACUUUAUCGCACUCUCUCUCUCUCCCUCUCGUCCCUUUCUCCCAGACCCCUUUUUCGACUAUACCUCUCUCUUUCUCUCUCGACGCAUUAUAAAAAGCUGAAUUUACCAUCUCGCCUCGUACACUAUUGCUACGACCAUUUCUACUACUAUGUAAUUAAUAACACUAUUUAAAGUAAGCUAUCGCUCGCCGCUAUUUAUCAUGACGUACCUAUCGUCGAUCUUUCGUUACCACGAAAUCGUCGUCCCUCUAUGAUGUAUUCGGUACGUUGUAAUUCCUUAAAUUGUGUCAGCUCCCGUGAAAAAUUCUCGCAAUUUCUUGUAACACAGUUCCUGUCACUAAUUGCAUAUCAACGUGGAUAAUGUUACAAAUAUCUGUUGUUUGUUUUUGUUCCGAUUCAUCAUCUCCAGAAUCAAUCUGAAUCAGAAUCAUUUUACAAUUGAUAAAAAACUACUUAAUGGUAUCACAUGCGUUGCACAUAUGAUUAAAGAUGACAGAACUUUCCACGGGACGUUACAAUUUCAUUGUUUCGUUUUAUUAAAUGGAGGAACAGGGUAGACUAGCGCUGCACACUUUUUCGCUAUCGCUGUAUAAUGUUUAAAGGAAAGCAUCAUCGCGUUUCCACGUCAACGUCACCCUUCUUUUUCUCCCAUUUUCACGAGGGUCCUCGCAGAGAAAAUCGGCGGCGAAGGGGUCGACGGUUGCCGCCCACCCUUCUUUCGGAUUCUGCUGACCCUUUGAACGCAACUAAAGACCUCAUCAUCGUGAGACAGUUCCGAGUCACUGUAAAUAUCUCUAGCGAAUAAUAGUGGUGCGCCGAGUGAGUUGAUUUGUGCAGAUUCUAUUAUUUCCUACGACGAUUUACGGCAUUAUUUUUCAACGGAAAGUGAAAUAUACGUGUUAAAAAAAGAUACGUUUUGAUUCAUUCAUCAUCCCCUUGAAUUAAAAAAAAAAUCUUGCUAGUUUCGAUGUUGAUUAAGCAUCGUAAAA